CCGCGCUGCUUCCAGCUGCACAGAGCCAGGCAGGCAGCGGGAGAGAUUCGGGCGGGCGGCGAGCGACGGCGCCAUGGAGAUGGAAGGAGCAGAUGGGGCUGCAGUCCCCCCCAGCUUGGCCGAUUGCUCCCAUCGAAGCAGCAUCUCUUCCAUGUGUGCCCGAUCGCUGGAUGUCCUGGUAUAUCUGAUUGAUGAUACUGCGGUGCAGCUGAGUGUGGACAAUCUGAUGUCUGUCACUGUUCAUGAGCUACAUCGCAUCGUCCGGGAAGCCCUGCAGCUUCCUGAGUGUGCCAUGGAAGUCUUCGCUCUGUGGCUCAUCUCUCCCUUGCUUGAGGUGCAGCUGAAGCCGAAGCACCAGCCAUACAAGCUGUGCCGCCAGUGGCAGGAGCUGCUCUUGCGUUUCACUGAUUGCCAGGAGGAUGAGAUCAUGCAGGAUGAGCCUUCCCUGCAGUUCAGAAGGAACGUGUUUUUCCCGAAAAGAAGGGAGCUGCAGAUUGAAAACGAGGCUGUCCUGCGGCUGCUCUACGAAGAGGCCAAGUUCAACAUCCUGGAGGGACGCUACCCGUGUGACGUGGAGGACUGCGAGCAGCUGGGGGCCCUGGUCUGCAGGCUGCAGCUGGGGCCCUACGACCAGGAUCAGCAUACGGCCUGUGCCUUGAAGGAGAAGCUGGAGGCCUUCCUGCCCGCUCACCUGUGCCGGCGGGGGCACAGCCUGCUGACGGCGCUCUGGAAGCGGGGGGCCAAGCAGCCGGCCUACGAGCAGGGGCUGCUCCAGGCCUACCAAGCAGUGCGGGAGGAGGCAGCCUGCGAGGAGCCUGAGGCUCUGCGCCAGCACUACCAGGCCUAUCUGCAGAGGUGCCACCAGCUGCCAUACUAUGGUUGUGCUUUCUUCUAUGGGGAGAUAGACAAGCCAGCCCAGGGCUUCCUGCACCGGGGAGGACGCAAGGCAGUGUCGGUCGCCAUCAGCCUGGAGGGUGUGUACGUCAUGGAUAGCAAGGAGAAGCACGUCUUGCUGGGCCUGCGGUUCCAGGAACUCUCCUGGGACCACACGUACCCCGAUGAGGAGGAGGAGCACAUCCUCUGGCUGGAGUUCGAUGGGGAAAACGAAGGGACCCUGGUCAACAAGCUGCUGAAGGUUUACUCCAAGCAGGCAGAGCUGAUGAGUGGCCUUAUCGAGUACUGCCUGGAGCUGAACGCAGCAGCGGAGGCAUCGGCCCUGGAGAACAGCACCCUCCAGAGCCCCACACUGCCACCUCUGGCCAGCAAGCAGCGCCCCAAGCUGAGACGGCAGAACAGCGUGGUCUGCAGCCGGAUCCAGCACCUCGCCACUAUAGACUACAUUGAGGAUGGUAAAGAGAUCAAGCGUGUGAAACCCAAGCGGACGGCCUCCUUCUUCACCCGCCAGUUCUCUCAUGGCCCUACCUCCUACUCAGCUGUGCAGGCUCCAGCGGAGAGCCUGGAACAGGGCUGAGUGCCGUCUUCGCCGGUGCACAGGGAGCAAUGGACCGAUCCAUCUUGGGGCAUGCCCUGUGCCCAGCACGCGGGCUCUCCUCUGAGCUAGGAUGCCUAGGUGCCUCUCUAAGUUAUUCUGUGUUAAUUUAUACCAGUGGGAUCCCAGCUUGCUGCAUCGAAAGUCCUGUCUGUUCUCUCUUCUGCAGCCAUUCCAGCCUGAGCCCUCGGGUGCCUGGGCUCCUCUGGUUAUGUUGCUUUGAGUGUUCACUGCAGCUGGGCAGUGACACCCCCUCCCUCCCUCCCCUGGGUGGUGGAAGCCUCCCGGUGUGGUUCUACUGUAUCCGUGCUGGCAUGCCGCCGUUGAUUUCAGUUGGCACCGAUGUACAUGAGGGAAAGAGCAGCCAUGCCACCUCGCUGAGCCAGUAUUGCUCUGAGAUCAUCUUGCCCACCCCUCCGCGCUCCUAGGCCUCUGAGAGCUGCCCUGAUGGAGAGCGCGCUCUGCAUCGUUCCUGCCCCAGAGCUCUGAGUCUCUCCUCCGGGGUGAAGUGUCCCGUCAGCACAGGCUUCACGGAGUGCAGGGCCAGAACCUGCCUGCAUCUGCCCAGCAGUUCAGCACGUCAGGGUCCUGCAGCACCUCGCUUGUCCUGAGUGGGGAACUCUCCUGUCUCUGAAUGUCGCCUCCCCUUGAGGGGAGGGAUUUGUCCGGUCUCCUGCGCAGGGCGGGAAGGGCUGCGCAGCGUUGGUUCAUUCCACAUCUGAUAGAAUGUUGAGGUGUCUUGGCCAUAUCCCCUGGUGGGUCGUUCCAUUUUCAAACCUGUGUGGGAGUCGGAUGGGGAAGGGGGAUAGUGAUUCUGACAUAACCCCGCCUGCGUUUCUGGGUGAACUGAUUGCGUAGCAGCUUUAAGACCUUUUGCAAUUCAGCUCGGGGAGUCUGAUUUCAAAGCUGGCCUCGCCUCUGGUCCAUGGCUAAUUCAGUCCAGGAGAGGUAAUCACGAAGUGUUCAGUGAAGUGAAGCGGGGAAGAUUGCUUUGCUGCUGAUGCUUCACUGAGAAACGGGCCUCCUGGGCCUAUCAGCUCAGGACAUCUCACCGGCCCUAAAAAUCCCUUCUUGGCUUCUGCAUCUACUUCCUGCCCCAGGAACUUAGCCUGCUUUUUGGAGGAGUUUGUAUGUAUCGCCCUUUCUGUUGAUGGGAUAUUUUUCUCGAUGGCUGGACAAGUGAGUUGCUGGUGCAGGAAAUGGGUGACUCCCCCACAUGAAGCCUUGUUCAGCUGUGAAGGAGACACACUGGGGUAUUAACACAAAGGCUCAGUAAUUGACUGCAGCAGGUUUCCUCACUGGAUGUACAGCUGUUGGAAGGAACAGGCUCCUUGCCUUUCUGAGGCUGCUGGUUGGUCUAUUUCAAGUUGGGUGUGGUGACAUAUGCCGGGUUCCAAACAGCUUUGCCUUUCCAUUCAGUUCAGAGAGGCUGUUUUGAACAACUCAGCCUGUGUCUGUGGUUUGGACUUGAGCCAAAGGGGUUUAGAUACACCAGCCCUGUUAACUUUAACAAGAGCUGUGCAUCUAAAUCUCUUGCUUCAUUUUUGAAAAUCUUAGCCUUAAAACCCCAGCACUGCAUACUUUCCUGUAGGUGCUUUAUUUCCCUAAUGGGGAAGAGCUCUAGUGGGUGCUUAUUAAAUGACUGUGUUGCUUGUUAACCUCCCUCCCCCUUUUUAAAUCUGCACUGUGCAAUCUAAGGUAGGUAGAGACCUCCUUUUAUUAUGGGAAAAAAACUUUUAGGGUGGGAUAUUUAAAGGGACAGAGGGGAUUUAGUCUCUGAACUCCUGUUGAAUUUCACUGGGAAUUGGGUGCUGAUUGGAAACCCUAGCCUUGCUUACUGCAGUGCUGCUUGGAGAGUGGGAAGCAAGCUGAGAGUAUGAAAGUGGAAUAAGUCAAUUUCCCCAUCUAGACAACCCCUUGGUGGCUGGCAGUGGCUUUGUGUGCGUGGGCAAUCUGGGGGAGGAGGGACAUCACCCAGGGGUAUUGAGAAUCUUAAGCUACACAGACCUGCCAGCUACACACCUCAGCUGCACAAGCACAGCACAUGCUGCUGGGCUCCCCAGUCUCCAUCAUGCACGUCACCUUGGAAAUCUCGCUCCUACGGCAGCGAGGGUUUUCCAGGGAUUGUACCACAACAGUUCGCUUGUUGCCUGCUCAGCACAUCGCACCAGGGAAUCAGAUGUUCCUGCUCGUGGACUGAGCCUGGGUGGCAGUUCAUUCCCCUGCGUUGCCUAGAGAGGGUAAACGGCCAUGAGCUACAGAUCUAAACUGCUUAUCCUGUGUUAGCUGCACUUGUGCCAAAAAAGCUUUGCCUUCUUCCCCCGGGGGUUGGCAGCUGAGCCCAUGGUGCGGUCGGGGUGAGGCUGGCAUUUUGAGCUCAGUGUCUUAGAUUUCCAAAGGGUUUCAGGCAGCAACUCCCAUUGAUUCCCCUGCACUCCUUUGGGAAAAACACUAGUCCCCAUCUGUUGGCUUUGAGCACUUGUCGAUGCCAAUCCAGCAUCCAAACUGAUCAGCAAUCAGACUGCUUUUGGAGGGGGGGAUUGUCAGUGCCUAAGGGGUUGAAGUGUUCAUCUCAGGUUUCCCUUGGGAAUUUCCAGGUGGUCUUGUCCUCAGUUCCUUUGGGCCCUCCUGGCAUUGCAGUGUCGCUAAGCGCUGAUGUUGCUGAUCCAGUGGCAGCAGGAGUGGGAGGCGUAGGCAGACUUUCCUCUGGGGCAGAGUUUGUUCACAGAUCGUAAGGUAGAAAGAUGGAGUUUUUCUGUGUGUUACCAAGUGGCUUGGCUGGUUUCAGAACCUGUUUGACAGCAAAAGUGUAAGGUUGGGGGGAGAUCCAGUUUGGGGAAGGGAAAAAAUUAGGCUCCAAUUAUUUUUAGGGUUGGCUGGAAAAGCUGCAGCACUUAGAAGCAGGCCAGCUGCUUUGCCAGGGCUGGCUGCAUUUGCACCCAAAUGGCAUGCAAAGCUUUGGCUCUUGUCAGGGACUGCCUGCAUGUUGGGAGGGCUGGACUGGUGCUGACGGAGGCGUUGAUGCAGCAGGCUUUUCGAUACGGCACGAUGGACGCACCAGUGGGUUAGCUGGGCCCAACUAACAACUUGUCUAACUUCCCUCUGGCUUUAUAGCAUGUGCAGUCCCAUGAUUAGUGUAUUUCUGGAGCGUGUGCCAUUGCCUUAGUGUGAGGUCAGUCAAUGACUCUAGGGGUUCUCCAGCUAGGGCUUGGAUCCAAGUGUUGGGCUCUGUCCUUCUCAUCUCUGUGGGAAAGGUGGUCUGCUAUGGGGACUUCAUAAAUGAUUUCGCUCCAGCCUUAGGUUCAUCUGGGUCCUGGUCUGAUUUCUAGCUCUGCCAGCCAGUGCUCUGGCUCCAGCCGUUCUCCCAGUAUGAUGGCACUGCCCCUUCUGCUUCCAAGCCAUGUUUGUGAUCAGCUCUGUUUUUCCCCAGUGUUGUUCUGACCCAGUUAGCAUCUUGCGCUCACUUUGCACUAACAGGCGCCAGAGCACAAAGGUGCAGGACAGCGGUGAAUCUCGUUCCAAGUGCUGAAUGGAGCGGAGGUGGGGGUUGCUAGUGAUUUGAAUAAAAAUAAAAAAUGGUGCAAAAAAAUACAGGGCAUGAUCCUGUUUCAAACUGGGGGUGGGGCUUAGAACUUUCCCUGGGGUACCUAGCAAUUUCUCACUGUACUGCAGAGUCAACAUGUUAAUGUGAGCAUUGAAGUGGUACACCACAGAAAGUGUACCAAUUUCAUAGGGGUAAAAGAAAAGCAUGCUGGUUAGAGGUGAUAGCCACGUUCUCUGGGCAGAACUCUGAUACCCAUAUGCAAAGGCUGGGCUCUGUCUUGUGCUAUGGGACUGAAGCACAAGGCUUUGUGAGACAGACAUGAAUUCUUGCAGAUUUGGAGUGGAGCACAGGGGGGAUAGUUUUUCUCCUGCAGUGUCUGAGGUCUGGGAAGUGGAUGCAGGACGGAGCUGGGUGUGCAGAAGGAGACGUGGAGGAACUGCUGCAGCUGUGAAUGAGCCACAGGUCAGCUAAACACGAGGGCUCUGGAUUUCAGUAGUGAGUUUGGGGGAAGUCCAACCUGAGACUCCUCCAAUGGGACUGGAUUUUCAAAGGGCAGGUGCUCAGCAAUUCCUGCAAAUCAGGCCCCUUUUAAGGGUAGCCAAAAGUUGAAGCACCCAAAAUCCUUAUUCACUGUUGAAAACUCUUGGCUGAGGAUCAUUCAUGUUAAACCUGAGACACCCAGUGUCUGAACCCUGAAUACUCUGAGCUGUUAUGUCAGUAGAAGGCACCUUGAAGCAUCUUGUCUCUUUAAUGCCGCAAAAGCCUUCAAAGCAGACAAAAUGCCUACGUUCUGCAUCUGAUACGAGGUUCACUGCAGUGCCAAGUGGGUGUGAAACACUGCUGGGUCCUUGCAUGCACUCGGGUAAAAUUGCUACAUGAGGCUGAUGGAACCAGGCCCAAAGUAUUCAGGGUUCCAGUCCCCCUCUGCGAUUGGAUUCCAGCUGAGUUGGCGCUUUGGCCAGUGCCUGUUUUGUGAUCAGCUUUGGGGACUGCCAUGGGGGCUGUUUAAAAACGCUGAGCUUGGCCUUCAUUCUGCACUUCCCGUUCAGCUUGUGGUUAGCAGGUUGGGAGGGGCCACGGGAGAAAAUAGUUUGCCUCUUAGCCAUUUGCAACUGCUAGUGCUUGCAUAACUGGAUUCCUCCUUUUACUAGGUCAUAUGUCACAUCCUUCUGAAAAUGAUCCCACAGUUCUUGUUGCAAACAAUAGGAAGACUUUUUAAAAGCCCCUGGGUGAUUUUGGAGCACAAAUCACUCAGAAUUGCCUGAUACUUGUGCUCCUAAACACCAGGCCAUGCGUCAAAAUUCCCCCCUUAAUGAUUAAAAUUGGGCAAAAUGUUUUUGGGGUUUUUUGUUUUUUUGUUUUGUUUUUUUUUUAACCCGUUUUAUAUUUUUCUCUCUUAAGGGCAGUUAGUUAUAAGUCAGUUUCACACUGAGGUUUUCAUACUCUAGCACAAUGGCUGCAAUGUUUUGGGUUUGCAAGAUUUUUUUUUUUUUUUUUAAAUAAUGUAAACACUGCUGUUGGUUUGAGGUUUGGCUAAAAACGCAGGAGGGGGUGUUUUUUAACUACACUUGGGCAACCUCUGGACCCACUUCCUCUCAUUUUUGGAAGGCAAAGGGCUACUGUUUUGGUUCACAGAUGCAAAUAAUGACCUCUAGUACUUUACAGAUGAUCAUCUGGUGUGUCUUCCUCCUCCCCUUCCCCCGGUAUAUUUCACAACAGCUGCAAGAAGACAGCUUUGUACUCUGACGCACUUGUCCAGAUCUUCACUGAAGCUGUGCUGUUUACAGCACCUGGAAUCACUGUGUUGAUUUAGACCAGCUGAUGUUCUGGCCCAUUAUCAACAUAAAACUCCAUAUUAUUAACAUAGGUUUUAAAAAACCUACAACACUAACUAGUUGCCACAUGGAGAAUUUGGAAGAGCCACUAUGUUUUUCACAAUUGAUCCUGUGUCUCACUUUUGCAUUUACCAUUAAAGUUAAACUGGUCGGUUUCCCUUUUGGGCAUCAGUUCACUUUCUCCUUCUGAUGCAGUUGUACUGUAUUUGAGUCUCUGAAUGCCAUUUAAAUCCAAAUAACUUUGUCACUGACUUGUUUUAUUUAAAAAUUCCAAAAAAUGUCUAUUCACGCCAGGCUCUGUAAACCUUCCCCUUUGUUUUGUAUAGAGUGAAUUUUGGGUUCUGUGCAUAAGUGUUCCUUUCAUUCCAGCCUUCUUCUAUGUUUAAUUCUAGAAGUCUGUGGAGUGAGAUACAUAUUUUUCAUUCUUGGCAAGAUUACGUCAUGUUUUUCUGGUGCCAUGAUGCCUUUCGAGAUAAAAUUGCCAACAUGUGUCUUAAACCACAAUCAGUACAGCUGGGUCUAAGAUCAGUAUAUGCCCAGCACUUUGUAAAUGUGUCUUUAAACGCAGUGCCAUGGAAGGAAAUUGACUGAAAUGUAUUCUCUCUGGUAGCCAGUAAGCAAAUCAUUCUAAUGUUACCUGGAGGAGUUGUCCUUUCCAGGCUGAAUUCUGCCCUCAGAGAUCCGAGUUUGUAAUGGAGAAUCAAGCCAAUAAUCAUUAUACACAUCUGUCUGAACUGUAUCAUUCUGUUUUGAGCUCAUUGUAUCUUGUAUCUGGAAGUGUUAAUUCGUGUGUGUGUGUGUGUGUGUGUUUGAAUUCCCCUGAACUGGAAAUAUGUCAUACCUAUCUAUGAUAUGCAACACAAAAUGGCCUUCUCUUUUUACUGAUUUCUGUGUGGAUUUCAUUUUUACAAAAAAAAAUUGUGUACAUACUAAUAUUUUUCUUUUGUAUGCUACAGAUCACUCUUAUAAUAAAGAGGUUGUUUUCAACAAAUAAGGUGCUAAUUUGAGAUCU
This is a messenger RNA of Trachemys scripta elegans, 7880 nucleotides long. RefSeq names its product FERM domain containing 8 (gene FRMD8). The transcript has 11 exons. Gene Ontology annotation, cellular component: plasma membrane; cytoskeleton. Gene Ontology annotation, biological process: negative regulation of canonical Wnt signaling pathway. NCBI's taxonomy places the organism in Eukaryota, Metazoa, Chordata, Testudines, Emydidae. The record is from RefSeq and is a predicted model, not a curated record. The coding region runs from base 74 to 1471 and encodes 465 amino acids.